AUGGUGCCUACGACCGCUGACAUAUUGGCCGGCUUCCUCGACCUCCCCGGCGAGCUUCGAAAUUACAUAUAUGAGUUCAUCUUAUUGCAGAAGGAGCCUCUGAAUCCUUUCGUCUAUUAUACGCCACAAGCAAACCUCACAACGGGUCUGUUCCGUGCGAACAGGACUAUCUACCGCGAAACUACCUUGUUCCUCUAUUCUAGGAAUGUCUUUGAUGUCACCAACGCCGGGCCUGGGCAAGUCUCUUCGUUUAUCGGGCGCAUUGGAAACAUCAAUGCCGGCUAUAUUCGUCACAUAAUAACCACCUUUCCGAGCUUUCUGGAUUUGAACCCUGGCGAUGUAACAUUCGAGGAUGACAGCUCUAAAACCCUCAAAAUGAUCCAAGCCGCUUGUACUGGCCUGAGCACACUUGAGACCUCUCUGGAUAGCACAAACUCAAUGGAGCUCAGGCUUGACAACUUAGACCACCACAAGCUUGCCACCGAAGCGCUAGAACUAGUCAACACUCAUUUCAGAGCCAUCCCAUCUAUACAAGAAAUAAUUCUUAAUGUCUUUGAGGACGGUCCAAGUGACUAUCUCAGAAGCAUAAUGACGAGUUACGGGUGGACGAUUAAAACGACGGAAUACGAGGAAGAAGAGGAGGAUGACAGGGGUUAUUACGACUUCGACUAUGAUGAUUAUCACUAUGACUACAGCAGUGGUGAUGAGUAUGACAUUGACAAUGAUAGUGAUUUUUGGAGGAGAGCAGCAGACUGA
Messenger RNA from Cordyceps fumosorosea ARSEF 2679, 756 nucleotides. RefSeq lists its product as hypothetical. Bases 1 to 756 code for a protein of 251 amino acids. The transcript has 2 exons. The record is from RefSeq and is a predicted model, not a curated record. NCBI's taxonomy places the organism in Eukaryota, Fungi, Ascomycota, Sordariomycetes, Hypocreales, Cordycipitaceae.